Macroventuria anomochaeta is the source of this 1122-nucleotide messenger RNA. RefSeq lists its product as uncharacterized. NCBI's taxonomy places the organism in Eukaryota, Fungi, Ascomycota, Dothideomycetes, Pleosporales, Didymellaceae. The record is from RefSeq and is a predicted model, not a curated record. The transcript has a single exon. The annotation marks the transcript as partial.
CGACCUUCUGCCAAAAAUCCCAGAAAAGGUCAAGUUGCACUUUCACGGAAGUUGCCAGCUCCUUUCCACACUGCUGUCUCGGAUUUGAAAGGAGCAGAAGAGCAGAAUGAAAUCACAAUCAACGGCAAUGAAGACAGGCCAAACAGAUUUUCGAUAACAAAGCACAACAACCACGCCAAAGCAACGAAAGCAUCCAACCUCAAUACUGGAAACUCUCUCUCGGGAUCUGGCGAGCCGCCGUUCACAGAUGCUGCUUUCGGUGUGGCCGGUAUUGAUGCAAGCUCACACAACGACCACUCAAUACAUCAGGACCCUGCUUUCCCCGUCAAACCAACACUGGAGGCCUUACCUAGCCAGCCGUCUCGCUUUGAGACGGCUAGAAGCAUGCAUCAAAGGUUUGGCGAGUUGAUCAACGGUCGAGAGGAGAAGCAGGGCACCCAUACUCAAAGCGAAAGCAAGGCUUCCAACGGGGCUGCACACACCAGCAAUAAUGACCAGAAUCUUGGUACUGAACCUGCAGGGUCUGGUGAAACCAGUGAACAGUCGGAGGUGCACACCACGGACGCGGAUCGGCGUGGGGCAGGAGAGGCUCAUCGAGUGGAUCCUGACACGGCUCAUGAUUCAGCCCAAGUGGAAACAAUGGACGAUCGAGACCUUUUUGCGGAUCGCAGAGAUGAGAACAACAUCGAGACUUCCGACGUAGAGAUGCACGACGCCAUUGAACAGUCGUUCAGGACUCCGCGAGAAAUGUUCGGCGAUGACGAUGAGGCAAAGGUCAAGACGGCCGUCGAACAUCCUUGUGACCAUCGCACCGCUGCAUCUCAGGUCGGAGGCCACAAUGGUCCCUUGCAUAGGAUCGGUGUUGAGGGCAACAAAUUGGACCACGUAGACAAGUACAUCGCGUGCCCUACUGCAAAGAAAGUAAGCCUCCAAGAAACACGUCGAAGAUCUUUACUUCGCACUGGCAAGAGAGUCGGUCACGUCUACGAGGACCCUGACGAGGCCUUUGACAAGAAGAACGCAGAGGAUGAGACGCGGCCUACAGAUACUGCCUUUGCGGUCCCCCAACCGCUCACCUUCAAGCCAUCCAGGUAGCCAUCUGCACUCUGACACAACUUCUCG